UAUAAAUAUAACUAUAAAUAUGAAAAUAUAGAUACAUAUAUAAAUAUAAAUAUUAAUGUAAAGAGAGAGAGAGUGUGGAAGAGGGAGGACAACGGCUACAAUAAUCUUAAUUAAUAAUUAACGAUCCGCUCGUGUAUGUACAUAUAUAUGUGUAACGUGAAUAUAUGUAUAUACAUGCCACGCAGGAGGAACGGAUAGACGCAUGUACAGUACAUGUGUAUAUAUACACGUACACGAUAGAGAGAGAGAGAGAGCGAGCGAGCGAGCGAGCGAAAGAGCGAGAGAGGGAGAGAUAUGUAUGUAGAUAUAUAAAUAUAAAUAAUAUACAUAAAGAAUGUGAAUGGCGCGAGACCGAGAUGCAGAACCGAUCAGAGGCUGACGACUGUUCACGCCAGAGAGAGACGAUGGCUUCGAUGCUGAGAGCAACGAUGAGAGAAUCUGAACGAGGGCCACCGCAAGAACCGAAAACCGCCACGUUCAAUGCCAUUCGGAGAACGUGCAAACCUUACGUCGUUCCACAUGAAACCAGUCGUUCGCACACACGUGUUCCCCGCUUUCCACCCCCUGUGUGUCCAAUCGUUUUUUUCGUUCACCCUUUCUUUGCGUUCGCACUUGCCUCCGGGCGCGCACCGCGCACAGCAGCCGGAUAAAGGCUCGAUGGAGGAGAACCGAAAGAUCUCGGAGCUGGAACUGAAGGCCGCGGCGUUGGAGAGGCUGCUGAGGGAGCAGGCUUGUUCCAAGAGGAUGAAGGACGCCAAGAACGUCGGUAUGGAGGAAUGGAAGGAGGAGCUAGAGGCGAAGAACACGAGGAUCGCCGAGCUGGAGGAUCAGCUGACCGCGUGCAAGAACGUGAAGAACAGUAAUAACGAGUGUACGCAGAGUUUGAAGCUGAUGGACGAGCUGAAGGAGGAGAAGAAAGAGAUCGAGGCAAAGAACGAGCGUAUAUCCCAGCUGGAGGACGAGCUACGGUCGCUGAAGAGCUCGGCCAAGAGGAAAGGAUCCGAGGCUCGAGUGGAGGACAACGAGGUCUGGAAGCUGGAACUCGAGACGAGGAAUCGGCGGAUCGUAGAACUCGAACAGGAAAUGGAAUCGUUGGAGAAUUUUCUUAGAGAGCACGCGGACACGGAAAGCGUACGUGAUCUCGAGGUCGUGAUCGAGAGAAAGACUAGGAGGAUCGAAGAGCUAGAGGACACCGUGGCGGAGUUCGAAGAUUUCUUGAAACAGAAUCCGGACGUGAAGGAACUGCACGAUCUUCGGUAUCAAGUGAAAGUCGCGAACAAACGGAUACAAGAGCUGGAGAGAUGGAUAGAGAAGAACGACGAGAACAGAGAAUCCAGAAUCGAUCAGGAGAGGGUCAUCGAGCUGGAGGAGAUGGUCACGCAGUUGGAAGAGUACGUGAGGGAGCAUAACGUCGAUGUUUUGAAGAGGAAGCUGCAAGACAGAGAAUGCAGGAUCGAGCAACUCCAAAGUCGAGUCGGGUGCUUGGAAAAGGAAUUGUUGAAGCUCGAGGAGAAGUAUAAAGGUACUUUCUUUCGAGAUCAAGUAGAUUUAUCAUCUAGUAAUAAUUUGGGGAAUCUAGCAGGGACAGAGAAAGGAACGAUAACGAAGCCGGACGAAGACUUCGAGCAGAAGAUGAAGAGAAUGGAAUACGCCUUGACCGAAAAGGACAACAAGCUUCAAGACUACGAGGAACAGAUCGCCGAGAACAAGAAUGAAAUAACGAAGCUACGGAAGGAAGCAGUAGCUCUGCGUAAAGAGCUCAGCGAGUGCGACGACAUCGGGAUUCUGAAGGAAGAGAUCAGGGUGAGGGACGAGAGGGUCCAACAACUGGAAGACGAGGUCGAUUCGUUGGAGAAGGCCUUUAACGAGAGGAUCGACUUGGAACAGAUCGAGGAGUUGGUGAACAUGGUCAAAGAAAAGGAGGACAAAGAGCAACAGUUGUCGAAGGACCUCGCAGAAGAGAGGACCAAGAUCGAGGAACUGAGCGAAGCUCUUCGCGAGAGCAUCGUGAUCGCGAGCGACAGCGAGAAGAAAUUGAAGAACGAAGAGAAGAUCAGGACGGAGGCUGUUGAAAAGAUAGCUAAGUUGGAGCAGAGGAUCGUGUCGAUGCAGAGCGCAUCAGCGUUGAAAUGCAUCACCUGUCAACCCCUCCUUUCGAAACUGCACAAGUACGAGAAGAAACUUGAACGCCUUAGCGAGGAGAGGAACGUGCAACUCGAAGAUCUGCAUCAAAUGAAACGCGAAGCUUUGAAAGCUGCGGUCUCCGAGAAGGACGCGCACCUAGCUCUGCUGGAGCUGUCAGGGAUAAAAACCGCCGUUCAAUCGGAGCAAGCAGAUCGAUUGAAAGCGGACAGGAAAAGAUUAUUGGACGAGCUGAAGAAGGAGGAUGAGAAAAGUAUUGAGUCAUCGGUAGAAGCGAGUACAGCUGAUUCAGAAGGAUCGCAGCUGCUGACGAAACUUUUGGAAACGUCCGACCACGAAGAGACCAAAAGUGAUCCGAGCUCGCCAAGGCCGGUCACGACGAACAGCGGACAGCUGCUCUCAUUCGAGAAUCGAAUCCACAGACAAUCGAACGACGACAAGCAUCCAGAUGAUAAUCAACGACACUCGAUCUUUACGGACUGA
Molecule: messenger RNA, 2625 nt
Organism: Ceratina calcarata
Lineage: Eukaryota; Metazoa; Arthropoda; Insecta; Hymenoptera; Apidae
Product: ELKS/Rab6-interacting/CAST family member 1
Source: RefSeq, a predicted model, not a curated record